CCCGAGCCCUCAGCCCUCAGCCCUCGGCCUCAGCCCUCAGCCCUCAGCCCAGACAUAACAGCACAGCGAUGGGAGUGCAGGUCGAAACCAUCGCUCCGGGGGACGGACGGACUUUUCCUAAGAAGCAGCAGCGCUGUGUGGUUCACUAUGUGGGAACACUGCUAGAUGGAUCUCAGUUUGAUUCCUCUCGUGACAGAGGCAAGCCAUUUGCAUUUGUAAUGGGUCGACGAGAAGUCAUCAGAGGCUGGGAAGAAGGAGUGUCUCAGAUGAGCGUUGGCCAGAGAGCUAAGCUGACCUGCACACCAGAAUAUGCUUAUGGAUCCAAAGGUUACCCUGGUGUCAUUCCACCUAAUGCAACUUUGAUAUUUGAUAUUGAGCUCCUCCGGCUGGAGUAACUCAUUGGCUGGUUUGUUGCCGCAUUUUGGCAUGUGAACAUUGGCAAGCUUGGAGAGUGCAGUAGCGCCUAGUCUAUAAUCACACUACACUUACUCUAUCUGUCGAGCACCCACUGUCAGCAUCUAUCAACAGCAAGUCCGUUCUUUGCAAACAUCCAUGGGCUGUCAUCUUGCGGACACCUGUGGGCUAUAACCGAACCUGUUUCCAUUUUUGAUGUUAUUGUGCUUUGCUUUUUAUCCAAGACCAUGUUGUGCCUGGUAGAUCAUUUCCUCGAUGUUAAAUACAAAGAAGCACAUCUUGUUUAUUCAGUUAACAGCAUGAUAAUCAUUGAUUUGACUCAUUGAAGCCAUAAAUGAAUGGAACAACUAAACCAUUUGGGUAUGUAAGUCAGAUUUUAUAUAGCAGAGAUAUACCAUCUUGGUUUGUGAUUAAUACAUGUUAGAUUCAUUUAAGCAGGACAUGUUUGUCUUUGCUUGGAAUCUAGUCUUGAGCUUUACCUGAAGUUCAUGAGCUGCCCAGCACCACUGGUUUUCAAUCUAAUCUGGGGAAAUAUUAUUUAAACCUAUGAUCGAUUUAAUGUACUGCAGGAAGUCUGAUUUCCUGGUAAAACUGAUUCACAAUGCUUGCUUGCAGAAGGUGACCGAGGGAGAAGCUAAUACACAGGUAACAAAUCAUAGGAAAGGCUUAAAUCACGGGGGCUGCUGCAGGAAAACUUGUGAUAUCACAGCCUUACUGCACUGAUUAAAUGUGUCUAAAUUACAUUUCUAACUAAAUAUACAACUGGAUAGAUUCCUGAAAUUCCAGUGGCUGUUCCGUGGUAUGAGUGUAUACUGUGUCCCUCUAUCCCUCAUUCUCUGAUAAAUGAUUUGUGUGAAACAACUGAUGGUGUCCUUUGAAGCUAGUCACAAUUUGUAAUUGAAGUCUGCCAAUGCAUUCUCUUCUGUGCGGCUUCUGAGAUCGUCAUUGCACUGUAGCUUUGUGAUUGGCGAUACAGUAAGUUCCAAAAUGCUUUUACAAUAAAAUGCUUUCUCUAAACCUUA
This is a messenger RNA of Callorhinchus milii (elephant shark), 1436 nucleotides long. RefSeq names its product peptidyl-prolyl cis-trans isomerase FKBP1A. The coding region runs from base 69 to 395 and encodes 108 amino acids. Gene Ontology annotation, molecular function: peptidyl-prolyl cis-trans isomerase activity. The record is from RefSeq and is a predicted model, not a curated record. Lineage: Eukaryota; Metazoa; Chordata; Chondrichthyes; Chimaeriformes; Callorhinchidae. The transcript is spliced from 5 exons.